Messenger RNA from Thamnophis sirtalis, 565 nucleotides. Lineage: Eukaryota; Metazoa; Chordata; Lepidosauria; Squamata; Natricidae. The record is from RefSeq and is a predicted model, not a curated record.
CAGAACUCGGAAGAAGCCAUUGUCCAGUCCAAGUCACAGGGAGCUGACAGCAGCUUCCAAAGAGACUGAGAGGGGAUUUUAGAAUUUCUAAUCAUACAACUUCAAGGUGAAAAGGGGGAACAGAGCGAAAGAUCUUCCAUGCUCGAAGGAACAAUUGCCGUUUCUUUGGACAUUCAAGAUUCUCCCCAGCGGGUGAACCAGUUGCACUGUGCUGCAAUUAUUGCUGCAAAAGGUGAUUUAUGCCGCAAACUCCUCAGUGACCUAACAUUCAAAGAAAUAGAAAGCUUACUGCCUUUCUGCCAGGUUGGUGUCCUGCACGGAAGCGGAUGUCCUCAUGAAUCUCUGCUUACUAUGCCUUUUCAGCUUUCCUUUCAGCUGUGUGAGAAAUCUGAAAUCCUGAAGGAAGACAGCAUCACAUUGAAACAGUUCAUCCAUAGGAUCAGCCUCGUGCACACAACAAUCAAAUUCCAUUACUGUGUAAAAAUUAACGGCAACACCUCUGCUGAGACAUAUAGGUAAGUAAACAUCUACAAAGUUAUACCGGCAGCUGUAGACUAUAUAAUUA